This is a messenger RNA of Exophiala oligosperma, 1260 nucleotides long. RefSeq lists its product as uncharacterized. The transcript is spliced from 2 exons. The record is from RefSeq and is a predicted model, not a curated record. Gene Ontology annotation, cellular component: intracellular anatomical structure. NCBI's taxonomy places the organism in Eukaryota, Fungi, Ascomycota, Eurotiomycetes, Chaetothyriales, Herpotrichiellaceae. Gene Ontology annotation, molecular function: NADPH dehydrogenase activity; FMN binding; NADP binding. Bases 1 to 1260 code for a protein of 419 amino acids.
AUGACCGAAGCAACACUCGUACCAGACCUUCCCAAUAAAGGAGUCGAAGGACUUUCUUACUUCACUCCAGCUCAAGACCCAGUGGCGGGGAGUACGAAGACACACACCACUCAAGACGAUGAUGUGUCUGUUGUGCCCAAGUUGUUCGAACCUCUAAAGAUUAGGAAUGUCGAGUUUCAAAAUCGAAUCUUUGUCUCACCCAUGUGUCAAUACUCUGCUCAAGAUGGGCACCUGACACAUUGGCACCUCUCACACUUGGGCGGAAUUCUGAUGCGAGGUCCCGGUCUCACCAUGAUCGAAGCCACGGCAGUGUUGGCCAACGGUCGCAUAACACCUCAAGAUUCGGGUCUCUGGCAAGACUCCCAGAUGGAACCUCUAAAGAUGAUUGUCGAUUUCGCCCACUCUCAGGGUCAAAAGAUUGGAAUUCAACUGUCCCACGCCGGGCGGAAAGCCAGCACCGUGGCGCCGUGGUUGGCGGGCGCCUCCCUGGCGACGGAAAACGUCGGUGGUUGGCCUUCCGACGUCUGGGGUCCUUCGGACGUUGCGUUCACCGACACCAUGGCCAAACCGAUUUGUAUGGGCAAGGCCGAGAUGGAAGAACUCAAGGAGGGUUGGGCCGCCGCGACCCGUCGCGCGGUCCAGGUAGGGUUCGACGUGAUCGAAGUCCACGCGGCACACGGGUAUUUACUCUCCUCCUUCCACUCCCCCGCCGUCAACGACAAACGUACCGACGAGUAUGGGGGACAACCCUUGGAGAACCGUACCCGCCUCACUCGAGAGAUCGUCCAGGUGACCCGCAAAAACAUGCCGGAAACGAUGCCUCUGUUUGUGAGGGUCACCGCCACCGACUGGCUAGAGGAGAACCCGGACUUUGCCGGAUCUUGGACGCCCGACCAGACGGUCGAACUGGCCGCGAGCUUGACGGGAUUGGGAGUCGACUUGAUCGACGUUUCGUCCGGUGGGAAUCACGUCCUUCAGCAUAUUCAUUCGCGGCCCGGGUUCCAGGCCCCCUUCGCCACCAUGAUCAAGAAACGACUGGGCCACGACAUGCUCGUGGCCACCGUCGGUAUGAUCAACGAGGGUAGAUUGGCGAACAAACUACUACAAGAAGAUGAACUGGACGCCGUCUUUGUAGGUCGUGCCUUUUUGAAGAACCCGGGUCUCGUUUGGGCCUGGGCCGAUGAGCUGGGUACAAAAGUCGCUCAGGCCCAUCAGAUCGCUUGGGGUUUCUCUGGCCGUAAGAUGCCGGGGAGGAAUUGA